This is a messenger RNA of Fusarium mangiferae, 2100 nucleotides long. RefSeq lists its product as uncharacterized. Bases 1 to 2100 code for a protein of 699 amino acids. The record is from RefSeq and is a predicted model, not a curated record. The transcript has 2 exons. NCBI's taxonomy places the organism in Eukaryota, Fungi, Ascomycota, Sordariomycetes, Hypocreales, Nectriaceae.
AUGGACUCUGCAGAGGGAUACUUGUGCGAUACAUGUAUCUCAGCUUUGAGAGGCAAAAACAAGAGCACAGUUCAUUCCUCAUAUGGCAGCCAUCCUCUUAGCGACUACCACCACCAGAGAUAUGAUGACUUUGUUGUCAGUAAGGACAGUAAUUGCUUUAUUUGUAUGUGGUUGUGGAAUAAAUUGCCGACUCCACCCGACAGCAGCCCUUUAAAGACCGUCGACUUUCAGAUCUAUUGCACUGUUGACCGGCCCAAUCUCAAAUUUCUUGCCAUAUGCCCCUGGGCUGGAAAUAUUGUUCUCAGAGUCUCUAUGUGCGCGAAUGAAGAUCUCGGAUACCGGGGAUGGGGGGGUUACUUGCCUUCGCCGAUCUGGACUUUUCUUGAUGCUCAGCCCUGGACCAAUUUUGAUGACCAUAUGGGAUCAAGCAGACCCCUUCAUCAGAUUGAAGCCUGGCUUUCGACAUGUGAAGCGGGGCAUAAAUGUUGUAUUUCGCAGGGCUCGAGUCAAGGCAAAUAUUUCCCUACGAGAGUUAUUGAUGUAAACAUGGUCAAAGACGGAAUUGUGUCUCUAUGUGAGAGAUCUGAAGUAAGAACCAGAUUCUUGAACGAGGUGCACAAAGAUGGAGACCUAGAGAGAGAGUAUCCUCCCUACUGGACACUCUCACAUCGUUGGGGUAAUCCGGAGUUGCUUGUGCAACUCUCAGAGAGCACGGAGGAUCGACUUCGGUCUGGCAUAGAAGUCAGUGACUUGUCGCUAACCUUUCGUGACGCUGCUCUGUUCGUUCAUCGUAUGGGCUUCAGAUACAUAUGGAUCGACUCUUUGUGCAUUGUGCAGGACUCUCUGCGCGAGUGGCAGGAAGAAGCCAAGGCGAUGGUAGAUGUAUAUCGCCAUUCAUUUUGCAACAUUUCCGCCACCGGAGCAUCUCGAAAUCCCAAUGAUAUCGGUCUUUUCUCCAAAAGAAGACUUCCCUCGAGGCUGCUGUUCCCUUUCAAGGUACACAGGCAACUACUGGGCGACGGUGAAAGCCUCGGUGUCGGGCCAUGGGUGUUCUUCAACGAUUCAAUUUGGCUGGACGAUAUAGUAAGUGCGCCUCUGAACAAACGUGGUUGGGUUGUGCAAAAACGGUUCCUUGCUCCUCGGGUUCUCCAUUUUGCGGAGAACCAGAUGUAUUGGGAAUGCCUUGAGGCUAUGGCCAGUGAAACAGACCCAACUGGGGAACUCAAGAUCCUCGCUAAGGAUUGGCAUUGGCGUCCGCCUAUCAAAACAGUAUACAAAGCGGCGGGACUGGAGAUUGCAAGGAGCGUGUCGAAAGCACUCUCCUGGCAGCAUGGUAGUACAAGGGAAGAAGAAACAACUUACCUCCGUCUCUGGGGUGAUCUCGUGUCGAUCUACGCAAACUGCGCUUUGACAAACGAGUCAGAUAGAUUAAUCGCCAUGUCCGGUAUCGCCAAGACUUUUCAAGAUGCUACUAAAGACACUUACCUAGCUGGACUAUGGAAGAAGUUCAUCCACUCUGAUCUAACCUGGAAGACUGAUGCUGGCGAUGGGGCCGAGGUACUUCGCAGUGAUUCGUAUGCUCCAACAUGGAGUUGGGCUUCCGUUGUUGGGGGACACACGUCACUCAGUAUGGUCUAUCAAAAGUAUGGACGCGCACCAAUCUCUCUCAUAACCCUUGUCGCUGAGCGAAUUGUAUCAGAGCCGCCAGGGGGCGAUCCUACAGGCCUACUACAUUCAGCAGAGCUCGAUAUCGAGUGCAUGUUGUAUUACUACCGCUGGACGUCCGAGUCUACCACGCUCGCGGUUUUCAAAGACGAGGGUAAACUCGAAUUAUAUUUCGAAAAGAAAUUUAGCUCAUACGAUCUGCAUCUUGAUACCACGGACAUGGUGCGAAAGUUCAAAGAGAUGGCGGAGGUGGAAGGGAUCUGUGUGCCGCUAUGUGGAAGCUAUGUAGGCUAUGGAGGGGGUACAAAUGUGUUCAUCAUGCUAGAGCAUGUCUCCGGAGUUGACUUCAGACGCAUUGGGACCUUUGAACACGGUCAAAUAGGUAAAUGGAUUGGUGAGUGGUCUGGGUCUGGUACACGUAUUACUCUCGUAUAA